Messenger RNA from Cuscuta europaea, 929 nucleotides. Lineage: Eukaryota; Viridiplantae; Streptophyta; Magnoliopsida; Solanales; Convolvulaceae. The record is from the annotation of a GenBank genome assembly.
UGCUCCGGUCCAAUUAGAAAAUCACAUGCCCAUGAUCUGGAAUAACCUAACUAUACUCCAGCUUGUAUUUAUACCGUUUCGCUUGUGUACCAAUUGAUCCGAUCUGCCAUCUCUCUCUACCGCUCAUUUCAAUUCAUCGGAUCUACCAGCUCUCUCCUAUUGCCGGCUCCUCUUCCGGCGGACGCAGUCUACACCACGCCGUUCGUCUAAUAUCCCGAGUAGAAGGCAGAGGAUAGUGUACAGAAAAAGCAACAAACAGUAGAGGAUGAGGCGUGGAGUUAGUGCUGGUGGUGGGCAGAGUUCUUUAGGGUACCUGUUUGGAGGUGGAGAAGCGGCUCCUACCAAUAAUAGAACUACUCCAGCAGCAGCAGCAGUUCAGAAAAACACCCCUCCUGCAGAUAAAGCAGUUCAGAAAAACACCCCUCCUGCAGAUAAGGUGGUUUCCACUACACCACCCCCUGCUGCUGUGGACAAUAGCAAAGUUCCUGCUGGCAUUCACAGCUCCAACGCAAACAAUUAUGUUCGUGCUGAAGGUCAGAACUGUGGCAACUUCAUUACGGAUAGGCCAUCAACCAAGGUCCAUGCUGCACCUGGUGGUGGCUCUUCACUUGGUUAUCUAUUUGGUGGUUCAGAGAAAAAGAAUUGAAGCACUUAAAAAUGUUUCUUUUUGGGAGUCGCUCUCUCUCUACCUAUCAAGAAUAUAAAUGUUCUAAAAUGUCUGAUGUCUGAACUUGAUAUUAAAUGUAAUACUUUGGUUCACUUGGAUUUGUAUUUGAUGCAUUUUGUAAUUGAUUUCUAAGUGUGAUCAUAAAAUGUUAUUACAAUGAUGAACUUGUUCCUUUGCAAUUAUUCACUCUUGUGCUCAGAUUCUGAAUGUUCACACAUGUCUGGAUGACACAACCUUUGUCACUGUGCUUUGAUUUGAUGAA